UCAUGGCUGCUUGCCGUUCAGUGCAUCGGUUUUUCCGCUGAAAGUAACCAUUAGAAAUUAGCUACAGAAAGGACGCGUUUGAACCCGAAGGCAGAAAAGGCUUCAAACAAGAAAAACAAACAUGUCGGUCGCUUACUCUCAGCAGCAACAAUCGCAGCAGUCGUCUAGCCCGGCAAACCGGAGUGGUCCUGGAGGUCCAAUGAACCGCGGUGGUGGCCCUCCGCCAAGUCCGAUGCAUAUCCAGAAAAUAUUGGACGAAAAUGCCGGUCUCAUUCAGACCAUCCAGGACUUUCAGAAUAUGGGGAAAGCUCACGAAUGUAUGUCGUACCAUGUUGCGCUACAUCGUAAUCUAGUGUAUUUGGCUAAUCUUGCCGAUCCGCAGCAUAACAUACAAGCACUGCUUCCGCCUCCGCACGUUCUUCAGCACGGCAGCGGCCCUCCGAUGCAUGGAGUUCCUCCAAGUAGUGUAGCACCCGGACAUGAAAGUGAUCCAUCGCACGGAGGGCAGGCACAAACUCCCGGGCCAAAUCAAGCGGCUGUACCGGCGGGAGCGCCCCAACCGCCGGAACAGCCCCCAUCUUCGCAAGCCGGUGUUCAACCACCAACGAGCCAAGCGCAUCCUCCACCGCCAAAUCAACAACCAGUGGGUGGAUAUCGUGGUGGACCGCAGAUUCCACCUCCCACGUCUACGGCAGCACAGACCGCUCCGAAUCAGGGUCCUCCUGCUCCAGGGCAACCCGGAAGACCAGGUGUUCCACCUCAGCAAGCUCCGAUGCCUCAGCAAGCACAAGGAUAUCCUCCUCAGCGUGGACCAUACCAACAACAUGGACAUUAUCCCGGUUAUCCACCGCCAAAUCAACCGUACCCAGCUCAACCAGGAUAUCCACCUUACGGUCCUCCGAACCCUGGCCAAGGCUAUCCACCGAAUGCACCGCAAAGCUAUCAUCACGGUGGUAUGCCACCGACGACUUCAAACGCUGGACCACCUCAAGGAACACCGUAUCCAAAUGCAGGUCCACCACAGGGACCUCAAGGAAAUCCCCAACAGGGCAGCUAUCCACAAGGGCCUCCAAGUGCACCUACAUCUCAACCGCAGAUGUACGGACCACCGGUCGGUGGACAAUAUCCUCCACAAUCGGCCGGUGGUCCCCCGAUGCCACACGGUUAUCCAGGCUACGGCAGUCCGAAUCCUCCCAAUGCUUAUGGACAACCACCUUCCGGGUAUCCUCCGGCCACUGGACAGCCGAGUUAUCCACCACCGCAACAACAAUAUCCUUCAAGUUACCCUUCCGGUCAACCUGUUCCGCAUGGUCCACCGACAACAUCUGCUCCCAGUCAACCAGCUGCUCCGGCUAGUGCUCCUUCCACACAAUCCAGCGGUGCACCUACUUACACAAAUCAAUCGAGCCCAGCUUCCGGACAGUCAUCCAGUCCUAACACAAAUCCGCCUCCAUCCAGUGGCCCCCAUUCGGCCAUUCCACCAACUACUUCCACUGGUUAUGCUGCUGCCGGUCCUGGUGCUGUACCACCGCAGGCUUACACAUCACCUCCGGCAACCGCCGGUCCACAUCCUCCACAGAGUAGCUACGUUCAGCCCCAGGGACCGGGACCUCAGACUCCGGGUCCGCCACAAUCCUAUGCAACUUCACCACCAUCUACGCAACAUCAACAACCACCCGGAAGCUAUCCGCAGGCAGCUCCCGGAGGUCCCCAAGGUCAGGGACCACCACCGGCUCCCGUUUAUCCACCGCACGGUUACCAUCAACAGGGCUAUUCGCCGAUUCCGCCCCCACAGGGUCAGUAUCAGCAGACAGCUCAGGGUUACCAGUAUCAGCGUCCGCCAAAUAGCCAGAUGCCACCACCUGGACCGCAGGGUCCUCCACCUCAGGGUGCGUACGGGUACGGAUACGGACAACCCCCGCAGUAAGGGUUGGCGCGAUUAUGAAGGAGUUUGGGAACGAAUCUCAGUUUCGACACCAACGGCAAAGAUUAAGCCUCCCCGCCGUGCGGUCGUUUGUUUAAUCCAGUACAUUAGAAAUACUUUCAUCAUCUCGACAAUGUGUUUUACGGCAGUUUUGACAGCACGGAUUGGAUCCGUUUUUUUACUAUUUGACAAUGCUCCGCCGGAGGUUCGUUCGGAGUAUCAAUCAAUUUUCCAUCACUUUAUCAAACCAACUUGAUGAUCAACCAUCGCGUCGGGCACACAAAAUAUCCGAUGAGACUUCAGAUUGGUACCGACUGUAUAGAACUUUCCAUACGCGUGCAUGCUAGGCAUUAAAUGGUUAAACUUUGUGUAAGAUGUGUAUUUUGAGAAUGUAAGAAAUAAAGUCAGUUAGCAACUGGAGAA
Messenger RNA from Malaya genurostris, 2347 nucleotides. Its product is annotated as basic salivary proline-rich protein 1. The record is from RefSeq and is a predicted model, not a curated record. The transcript has 4 exons. The coding region runs from base 122 to 1927 and encodes 601 amino acids. Lineage: Eukaryota; Metazoa; Arthropoda; Insecta; Diptera; Culicidae.